AAACGUUUUUUUAGUCUAACGGCACAUUUUUAACUUGCAAAGCGCACUAAUCAAAAGUUUACUUUGUAAUCACUAUUUGGUGGUCAUGGAUACUAAGAAAAUACAGAAUGAUACAAACACAUUUUUUGGCCGAUUUUCGCAGAUUGUUGAAGAGGCAUUUGGUACUACUGAACGAACAACUUACAGUCCUGAUCUAGCUGAAUUGAUGAAAGAAGGUGAAAAACGGAGAAACUGGGCAGUGAGCAUUUUGGAACAACUUGAAAAUGUGAUUCAACCGAAUCCAGCCCUACGAAUUGAAGAUCUUAUACUUAGAGGAAUGAAUAGGGAGAAAGUUCGCCUGAGUGCUAAUGAACAGUUAGGUGAAAGUAUGGAUCGUAUUAGUAGCCUAAUUAAUAAAAACUCACAAUAUGGUUCAUCGGGUGAUGCACUUAAGAAAUGUGCAAUGGCUCAAAUGGAAAUUGGACAAUCUGAAAGAAAAUUGCAAGAAACUGUCACUUCAGAAUACAUUAAAUGGUUACGCUCUUACAUAGCGUCUGAAGCCAAAUUAGCAAAACAAGAACGAGAAAAAUUGGAAAAUGCUCGAUUAGAUUUAGAUCGUAUUAAAACAUCAAAGAAACGUGCAAAAGAUAACAAACAACAUACAUUUGAUCAAUCGUUGAAAGAUGCCGAAUCAGCAUUCAAUAUUCAGUGUGAAACCACUAGACGUUGUUUACAAGAAAGCAUAGACAAAUUUGACUCACAAAAAGAAGAGUUGAAAAAACUUUUAAAAGCUCAAUCGGAACACUUUAGAGUGUGUUCAGAUGCUGUGGAAACGGCAUUACGUGGGAUCUAGAAAAAAAAUCCGGAAACUCAGACUGAUUCAAAAAGAAGAAUGAAGAAACGAGGGUCCUUCUUUAAUAAUCAUAUUAAUAGUAAUAAAACGAAUGGAUUUCUGAUAAUGUUCCUCAACAUUUACAUCAUUUUAUCAUUUCGUAUUUACAAAUUACUUAUAUUUCUACUUAAAUAUCUGUGAUACAUUUAGAAUUUUUUUGAAUGUCACUUUUUCAUACAAUUUUUUUCUUUAACAAUUACUUGUAUUGUUUCAUAACGAUUUCACACGUAUAAAAGGAAACAAAUGCAGAACAAAUGUUGAUUUCUUCCGCGUCUUAUUGUUAUACAUUGUUUUGCAGGAGAAAAUCAUUUAUUUUUAUAACAAAUAACAUCUCGUGAAAUUCUACUUCAACGGUUGUUUCCUUCCGUG
Schistosoma intercalatum is the source of this 1240-nucleotide messenger RNA. NCBI's taxonomy places the organism in Eukaryota, Metazoa, Platyhelminthes, Trematoda, Strigeidida, Schistosomatidae. The record is from the annotation of a GenBank genome assembly.